UAGGCCUACACAUUUGACAUCCUGCCAAUCCAAACUGUAUAUUUUUGUAUAUAUGGUAUCAUUUAUUGCCGUCAAUUCUAACAAGUAAAUGUUUUAAAAGCUAACAAAAUGCAAGUCUGUUUAUCAAGUGGCUAUACCUGAAUUACUAGGCGACCUCUGGUGGCUGUUGUGAGCAUAUGGCAAUGUCUCAGCCUGUGUGGUUGAUAUGUAAUGAUGUUGCCUCCUGGUUGUCACAUGCUUUCAAAAAGGAGGGGAUGUGAGUAGGCUACAUGGUUUGGGAGCUGUGAUUUGGUACCUGGAGUGAGAAGGGCAGCUAAAACGGAUAAAUAUAUCAACAGCGAAAAUGUAUUUAGACCAGCUACAGCAAUCAACAAAACACCCCGUAAAAUGAACCAAAGAGAAAAACAAUGUUAUAUAAUGGUGCUAGAAUAGUUAGGCCUACUUACACGCGAAUUUCGAAUGUGAAGGUUUGGCUAUGACGUCUCACAUUCUUUUGGGAAAUAGUCUACUGGGAGGAAGUAGCCGAUAGCCGGUUUUAAGUUCUCUCUAGUUCGCCACAACCAGUCAGGUUAGCAGACAUAAUUAGAAGAGUCAUAAAAGUAACCAAAGCUAUCACUAUCUUGCCGUUCUUACGGUUAUAUUUGUUAAUGAGUAGGUGCCUACGUUAGGUAAAGUCAAAGAAAGUUUUGUUUGGCCAAGACAUGCUCUGAAACUUAAUUUGACUUUGGGAAUGACUCUCGAAAGGCUUAAACAUUCUGCCAUCCUAUCAACUUUGUUUAAAAUGACUGACGAUGUCGACGUAAUGGGAGCGUCCGAGUUUAUUAAAGAACGACUGUAUUUUGCUACACUGAGAAGCAAGCCCAAAAGCACAACAAACACGCACUAUUUUUGCACGGAUGACGAAUUCAUUUAUGAAAAUUUUUAUGCUGAUUUUGGACCCCUCAAUCUUGCCAUGCUGUACCAGUACUGUUGUAAACUCAACAAAAAACUAAAGUCUUUUACAUUGACCAGAAAGAGGAUUGUCCACUACACCAGCUUUGACCAGAGGAAAAGAGCUAAUGCUGCUGUCCUUAUUGGUGCCUACUCUCAGGUAAUCUACCUAAAGAAGACACCAGAGGAGGCAUACAAGGCUCUGAUUUCUGGCUCCAACGCAUCAUAUCUGCCCUUCAGGGAUGCUUCCUUUGGAACUUGCACAUACAAUCUAACCAUUCUUGAUUGCCUUCAAGGAAUCCGGAAGGCCCUUCAGCAUGGUUUUUUCACCUUUGAGACCUUUGAUGUGGAUGAAUAUGAGCACUAUGAGCGAGUUGAGAAUGGUGACUUCAACUGGAUAGUACCAGGAAAGUUGCUGGCCUUCAGCGGACCCCACCCCAAAAGUAAAGUGCAAAAUGGUUACCCACUGCAUGCUCCUGAGGCCUACUUCCCCUACUUCAGGAAACACAACGUGACUACGGUGGUGCGGCUUAACAAGAAGAUCUAUGACUCAAAGCGAUUCACAGAUGCUGGUUUUGACCACUAUGAACUAUUCUUUGUGGAUGGUAGCACUCCCAGCGACAUCCUCACUCAACGUUUUCUGCAAAUCUGUGACAGCACUGAUGGUGCUCUGGCUGUCCAUUGCAAGGCGGGCCUUGGACGAACAGGAACUCUGAUUGGCUGUUACCUGAUGAAGCACUAUCGUUUCAUGGCUGCGGAGGCCAUUGGCUGGAUCAGAAUCUGCCGUCCAGGCUCCGUUAUUGGGCCACAGCAGCACUUUCUAGAAGAAAAGCAAGCUGCUAUGUGGAUGCAGGGGGAUGCUCGACGGUCGCAACAGAAACAUGGGUUACUGGAGAAGGGAGUGUCUCACCUGAUUUCCAGUAUGGAUGAUUUAACUCUCAGCCCACCAAACACCAGCAUCUGCAAGUCCCCAAGCACUGACCACCUUCCAGAGAAUGACUAUGGCGAGAAUGGGUUAUGCAUGACCCAAGGAGAUAAAUUGCGUGUGUUAAAGGGUCGACGGCAACCACGGUCUCCUACUACAAGAGCCAUAAGGACAAAUCUCGGAACAAACACCCAGGGACCUAUAUCUACCGUGAAGGUCUCCAAAGUACCACCCUCUGCUUCUGCCAAAAGAAUCAGCUGUAAUUCUUCAUCGUCAUCUUUUAACCUAAAGGGUUCUUCUAUCAACUCCAGGCUUGCCAGUUCCCUAGGCAACUUGUAUGCAGUGGAAUGUAACGACAGUAGGAUGCCAUUCUCCCCUCCUUCUACCUUCUCCACAAUUUCCCCAUCAGCCAGGACCACAUUUGGGCAUGGAAAAUAUGUUAAUCCCCACCAUGAGGUUAACAACAACAAUCAGUACAAUAACUCACCAACAUCUGCUGCUGGCAUUGCAUGCCUCAGCAAAAGCGCUGCCUAUGCCCAUGGUAGCUCAGCACCCCACCACCCCAGAAGGUCGACAUCUCAGGAGUUGGGACACUACCAAACCCAGGAUGGAUACUUGGGGUUCAGUGGACCCUCCACUCGCCAUCUUUGCCGCUCCAUUCCAUUCCUUCAAUCUGAAUAUGUUCAGUACUGAAGUCUCAGUGCAACUUGGAUAGGCUUGGACAGAGAUUGCACCCCAAUACAUCGAUCUUUGCUCAGACUUCUGUUAACUUCUCAUCAAGACAGUACUUUCUCUAAUAUCCAUCAACGUUGUCAUCUGACUUUCAUUGUGUCAUCUUUGUGAUAGACCUGCUUGUGCUUUGUGUACUCAACUACUCUCUAAGCAUCGGGAAGAGAUACAAACCCUUUUGAUCGUAUUGGCCUACAAUGUCAAUGUCUUUGAUAACUCCUUGAAGGGAAUUCCAUUGUUGUUUUGAAGUUUAAGGUUUAGGUUAAUUUUUUAGGUUUAGGUUUUAGGUUAAUUUCUCACACAGGUUCUCAUUUAUUUUACAUGUAUCUUCUCCCUGAAUGUUGAAUGAAGUCAAUGCACGUUAUCCAUAAUUUAAAUGACGAUUAUGAAUAAGUAUUUAUUAUGAUUGUUAUUAUUCAUUGUAGUGGCAGAAUUGAGCAGAAACAUGUCAAAUAAUUUGACAUGAUGUAUUGAAUAAAAAACUAAAUAUAGCACACAGAUGAGUUCCCCUAAUGGUUUCAUUGUUUAGAUACACUUUAAACACUCUGUAAGCAGUUUGGCUUAUAUGUUAUAACCUCCAUACAUCAUUUUAUAUUCUGUAUUUAUGUGCCUUAUGUACAUAAUUUUACAUGAAGCAAAUAUUUUUACAUAAAAUAUAUUUUAAAACUACUUUAUCUUAAUUUGAAAAGGGACCUUUGAAGUGUUUGGAUACGAAACCAGUGUGUUAAUAUUCAUUGUUUUUGAUUGUACAUUAUUUUUGUUCUGGUUGAACUACACAUCACGUAUGUUGAUCAAAGUUUUGACUGUCAGCAAGAUGGUGUUGGGCUUUAAUGAUCUGACCUAGAUAGGAAGCACAAGUCAUAGCAUGGGUGUGUGUAUAAAGACACAAAAUAAAUUAAGAAUGAAUACCUUUCUUGUGUGGGGACCAAUGUUUGCGUAUGCAAGUGUCUAUAAAGGGAUAUGUAUGGAUUGUAAAGCAUUGUAUACAUCAUAAAUGCCAGUGGAACAUUGUAGGUCCACAAUGAUUUAUUUUGUCUGCCUAAGUUAAAACAAAUGUACAGUAAUGGCCUUUUCUGUGCAACGCGCUACAUUGAAAUGUUGUUCUUUUUGACAAUACAAAAAUCUCAAAAUAUUGUAAAGUGGAAAAUAUGGUAUGGGACAUAAAAAUCUUGCUUGCAAAAGUACUCAAUGUCAACACAAUAUGUGAUAGAGCAACCUUUCAGGAUAAGGAUGUACCAGUUUCGCAGUGUCAGAGAUUUUUGUCUUUGCAGAUAUUCUCCAGGUUGUUUAGGUUGGUUGAACAAUGCUGGAGGACCACCAUUUUCAAAUUAUAACGCACAUUUAAUGGGAUAACUACCAGAACUUCUACUAACUGUAGGACAUUCACCCUUUCUGAGCUAAAUAUAUGACUGUUUUGUUGAUCUGGAGAGAAGACUGUCAAACAGUAUUAACAAUAAGACCACUGGACCGGUCUCCCAGACAGUUUUGUGUUUUCAAAAGCAAAUAACUCUGUUUGAAUAAAUGCUACAUGUCUAUCAGUC
This is a messenger RNA of Hypomesus transpacificus, 4125 nucleotides long. It is a transcript of the gene cdc14ab, whose product is annotated as cell division cycle 14Ab. The transcript is spliced from 15 exons. Gene Ontology annotation, cellular component: spindle pole; nucleolus; centrosome. The record is from RefSeq and is a predicted model, not a curated record. NCBI's taxonomy places the organism in Eukaryota, Metazoa, Chordata, Actinopteri, Osmeriformes, Osmeridae. Gene Ontology annotation, biological process: positive regulation of cytokinesis; cilium assembly; regulation of exit from mitosis. The coding region runs from base 731 to 2548 and encodes 605 amino acids. Gene Ontology annotation, molecular function: protein serine/threonine phosphatase activity; protein tyrosine/serine/threonine phosphatase activity.